This is a messenger RNA of Sphaeramia orbicularis (orbiculate cardinalfish), 2181 nucleotides long. Its product is annotated as WAP, Kazal, immunoglobulin, Kunitz and NTR domain-containing protein 2-like. The transcript has 3 exons. Gene Ontology annotation, biological process: transforming growth factor beta receptor signaling pathway. The record is from RefSeq and is a predicted model, not a curated record. Bases 193 to 2079 code for a protein of 628 amino acids. Gene Ontology annotation, molecular function: transforming growth factor beta binding; serine-type endopeptidase inhibitor activity; receptor antagonist activity. Lineage: Eukaryota; Metazoa; Chordata; Actinopteri; Kurtiformes; Apogonidae. Gene Ontology annotation, cellular component: extracellular region.
GUUGAUCAUAACUGUAACUCAGCUGUGAUUUGCUGUGCGACUAGACAGGCAACUGUAAUUCAUGUAGUGAGAUCUUAAGUGGGUUUGCUCGCCUCAACCCUAAUCUCUGGCUCUUAUUAAACGUGGACCAAAUAACCUGGAGAGCUGUGCGCAUCGGCACCAGUUCCACACGCUGCUAUUUUAGCUGUUUUUAUGCUGCUUUUCCUUUCACUGUUAGAAGUGCGAGAAACUUUAAAAAGGAAAUAUAUUUUUUCCAUUUCCAGACGCGUUAGAAAGUUAUUCCUGUCGGCUUUUUUUUUUUUUUUUUCUUUUCCAAGAUUGUGUCCUUUGUUUUGCGCGUUGGAUAUGUGGUGGAUGCUGUUUCCCCGAUGGAUUUGGUUUGUUCUGGGACAUUUUUACACUUUUCUCCUUUUUAUGGACAGCUGUCGUGUAAAAGCUAUGCCUAUGUCAUCAGUUGCAAAAGUGGUGUAUUCACACGCAGGUAUGUGUCCGAACGAACUGAACCCCAACCUGUGGGUGGAUGCUAUGAGCACCUGCAUGCGAGAGUGUGAAUCUGACCAGGACUGUGAGACAUUUGAGAAGUGCUGUCCUAACGUGUGUGGAAACAAGAGCUGUGUGGCAGCACGGUACAUAGACAUCAAGGGUAACAGGGGCCCCAUUGGAAUGCCAAAGGGCGCCACCUGCGACAAGUUCAUGUGCUCCCAGCAAGGGUCUGAGUGUGACAUCUGGGACGGCCAGCCUGUGUGUAAGUGCCGAGACCGGUGUGAGAGGGAGCCUCACUUCACAUGUGCAUCAGACGGCAUGACCUAUUAUAACAAGUGCUACAUGGAUGCAGAGGCCUGUUCCAAGGGUAUCUCUAUCUCUGAGGUCACCUGCAGGUAUCACCUGACCUGGCCAAACACCAGUCCAAUCCCAGCAGAGACCACCCUACAUCCCACCACUGCCCUCCAGACCACCCUUCCCGCUGACAUCCAGCUCCCUGCCAUACACAAUGGCCCCACUCAGCAGGCAGUUUUUGUGGGUGAGACAGCCAGCUUCCUGUGCGAGGUAUCUGGGAAGCCACAUCCGGAAAUCACCUGGGAGAAGCAGCUGAAGGGCAAAGACAACGUCAUAAUGAAACCGAAUAACGUCAGAGGCAAUAUCGUAGUCACUAACAUCGGCCAGUUGGUCAUUUACAACGCGCAGCUCCAGGACGCCGGUAUUUACACCUGCACAGCCAGAAAUGUUGGGGGAAGUGUAUCAUCACAUUUCCCCUUGGUGGUGAUCAGGAAAGAGGCGAAAGGUAAGAAUUCAGUGGGGAACAGCACCAACCUGCCAUUCCCAGCCGAAGAGUGUCUUAAGAGUCCGGACACCGACGACUGUGGAGAAGACACCAUGAGCUGGUACUACGAGUCAAAGAGGAACAACUGCUUCACCUUCACCUACAGUCAGUGCAAUAAGAACCGGAAUCACUUUGACAGCUAUGAAGCUUGCAUGUUGUCAUGUGGAGGAGAUCUGUCAGCUCCAUGCAGCCUACCGAGCGCACAGGGGCCGUGUAAAGCCUACGAGCCUCGCUGGGCUUACAGCAGCAGCCUCAAAAAGUGUCACUCCUUCGUGUAUGGAGGCUGCGGCGGCAACGAGAAUAACUUCGAGUCCAAAGAGGCCUGUGAAGAAAUGUGUCCUUUUCCAAAGAACCAUAACUGCAAGAUGUGUAAACCUCGAGGUAAGAUGGUCGCCAGCUUCUGCAAAAGCGACUUCGUGAUCCUGGGGCAUGUGACGGAGCUUACAGAGGAGCAAGAGUCAGGCCACGCUUUGGUGACAGUGGAGGAGAUCUUGAAGGAUGAGAAGAUGGGUCUGAGGUUCUUCGGUAAAGAACCUCUGGAGGUGACUCUUCUGAACAUGGACUGGAACUGCCCUUGUCCCAACAUCACUGUCGCUGACGGACAACUGAUCAUCAUGGGAGAUGUUCACAACGGGAUGGCCAUCCUGCAGCCGGACAGCUUUGUAGGUUCCUCCAGCGCUCGUAGAAUCAGGAAGCUCCGUGAGGUUAUCCACAAGAAAACCUGUGAUUUUCUUAAAGAUUUCUCUGCCGCCCAGUAGAGAUUAUAUUCUAAUCAUCCUGACUUCUAAGCUUCAGUGACCUCACAAGUCUCACUGUUCUGUUGCCUGUUUAACAUUCAUUUCACUUUCUUGUUCCUUACU